CAGUAAAAUGCAGAGGAAUAAAUUCAACAUAAACGGAAAGUUUUACUUUAUUGCCUUGUGGACUAUUCUCAUCUGAUACGUGACUGUUUACUCGUAAGAGAAAUAUUAACGUUGGAUUGUUUUCCUCCCCCUCUGCUGCUCCAUAGUGUGGGAUCCUCCGUCCUUCUCGCGUUAGCGCCUUUCUGCUGCUGCAGUAUGAACGGACACUCAGGCGGACUGAUCUAGUACACGCGUAUUUCGGUUAAAAUGUUUUCCGCUGGUUUGGGAUUUUGGGAACGACUUCAAGACGGACACGUGGAAUAAUAAAUAAUGUAAUUGAUUUAAAAUUAGUUCCGGGAAAGUGAAGAAGCAAAGCGUGUCCUAGUUUAUUAUAGGAUCCAUGAAAUAAAGGUCAGUGAAAAACCAGAGCGAGGAAGACUCUUUUUGCUGACUCAGUUUAAGCCAGUUGAUUAUUUUGGCAUUUACGCCAGGCUUAGAUUAGAUUAGAUAUUUGACUUUCUAACAACAGCUAUCAAUGGGGGAGAGAAAGGUGGCUUGUUUUUUUGACCUGGGAGCCAGAUAUGGAAAGACUGUGGGGUAGAUCUACUCAACUGUGACCGGUUAAACGAAAGUUAAGGGACAUUUACCAGUAAGAAGACCCAAUAGUUUUCCAUUUUGGAGGUCCAGCGUGACUUAUUUAAAACGGAGUUCUCCUUUGCAAGCUGGCAGACAGUGAAAGAUCAGUUGGCCUUAAAAGGAGAUGUCUGCAACUUUUGGCUAUAUUGUUUAGGCAGCGGCACUGCAGGGAUUUAUUGCCAACAUUUUUGAUUUUCAAAUUGUGCACCGGCUUUGCCAGAGGUUGUAACGGAAAUGUCACGGAAGUGGAAUUAAAGUGAUCGGUUUACUCCAGGGAAAGCACACAUACUUGUGAAUGUAGAGACGGAGCAAGGCGAAAAUAACCUAUGGCGGAAGUUGAAUCGCAAACUGAGAGACUCUGAGUAAGCUGGACUGUGCCUGUCCCAUAAUCUCCGCUAGUCGGGUCAAGGGACCAUGGGAGAUGGAGGUGUCAAUGCGGUGGGAGAAGGGGUGAAUCAGUCCCACGUGCUCUUUGACCACUUUGUCCAGGCCACCACCUGCAAAGGCACUCUCAAGGCUUUUCAAGAGCUUUGUGACUUCCUGGAACUCAAGCCCAAUGAAUACCGUGUGUUCUACCACAAACUCAAGUCCAAGCUCAACUACUGGAAAGCCAAAGCUCUCUGGGCCAAGUUAGACAAGCGCGCCAGCCACAAAGAAUACAAAAAAGGAAGGGCCUGUGCCAACACCAAGUGUCUGAUCAUUGGAGCUGGACCAUGUGGUUUACGAACAGCCAUAGAGCUGGGCUUCCUUGGAGCCAAGGUGGUUUUGCUGGAGAAGAGGGAUGCAUUCUCCCGAAACAAUGUGCUCCAUCUUUGGCCUUUCACCAUUCAUGAUCUGAGGGGUCUUGGAGCCAAGAAGUUCUACGGCAAGUUUUGUGCUGGAGCCAUCGACCAUAUCAGUAUUCGCCAGUUGCAGCUGAUGCUUUUGAAGGUAGCUCUUCUCCUUGGCAUCGAGAUUCACGUCAACGUGGAGUUCAAAGGCCUCAUUGAGCCACCAGAAGACCAAGAGAAUGAGAGAAUUGGGUGGCGAGCCGAGGUCCACCCCAAAACACAUCCAGUCAAUGAGCUAGAGUUUGAUGUCAUAAUUGGGGCAGAUGGGAGGAGAAAUACACUGUCAGGUUUUAAGAGGAAGGAGUUCAGGGGCAAACUGGCUAUCGCUAUCACAGCUAACUUCAUUAACCGCAACACGACUGCAGAAGCGAAGGUGGAGGAGAUCAGUGGAGUAGCCUUCAUCUUCAACCAGAAGUUUUUCCAGGACCUUAGAGAAGCCACAGGAAUUGACCUGGAAAACAUUGUCUAUUAUAAGGAUGACACGCACUACUUUGUAAUGACUGCCAAAAAGCAGAGCCUGCUGGAGAAGGGCGUCAUUCUACAUGUGAGUGAUCAAAGAAUUUGA
This is a messenger RNA of Sinocyclocheilus rhinocerous, 2010 nucleotides long. RefSeq names its product protein-methionine sulfoxide oxidase mical3a-like. Lineage: Eukaryota; Metazoa; Chordata; Actinopteri; Cypriniformes; Cyprinidae. Bases 1030 to 2010 code for a protein of 326 amino acids. Gene Ontology annotation, molecular function: FAD binding. The record is from RefSeq and is a predicted model, not a curated record. The transcript has 8 exons.